CCCUGCUUCCAAACACAUUGAGCUCUCUCACCAAUCACCAAAUCACCUUCUGCAACACUUGAGGAGAAGUCUAAGAGGAUCCAUAAACAUAAAAAAUGGCAGCAAUGAAAGGAUUCGAGAUGGGUCUAGUAGCAAUAGCUUUGACAAUGCUUUGGGUGGGAGCUAUGGCUCAAUCAAGUUGCACAAACGCCAUUGUUGGCAUGGCACCUUGUCUUAACUAUAUUACAGGAAACUCAUCAAACCCAUCUUCUUCUUGCUGCCAACAGCUUUCAAGUGUCGUUCAAUCUCAGCCUCAAUGCCUCUGCCAAGUUCUUAAUGGUGGUGGUGCAGCUUUGGGCAUUGCCAUUAAUCAAACACUUGCUUUGGCACUCCCUGGUGCUUGCAAUGUCCAGACUCCAUCAGUUAGUGCCUGCAAUACUGUUAAUGGACCAUCUACUUCACCGGCGACAUCGGAAUCUCCUGUGGGUUCUCCAACAGCUAGUACUUUCUCUAAUGGAAAUACAGAUUCUACAACUACUACUCCAGUGUCAGACUCUCCUUCAGGAACUGGGUCAACGACGGUACCAUCUACGGGGGUUAAUGCAUCUGAAGGAACUAGAAUUAGUAGAUCAUCACCACUUCAUCUUGUUAUUCUGGCUCUGUUCUUGGCUUCAUUUGCUUCAACUCUCACCAGCUUUUGAGUUUUUUUUUUAACUUUAUAAGGGUUGUUGAUCCUGCUGCUUGUGGCAGUGUGGUUGUAUCAGCUACCUAUUCUGUAACUCUUUAGAGAUUGUUUUUGGUUGUUUGAUUCAUGUACUAAACAUAAGAUCAGUUCUUGGCUGUACUAUAAAACAGAAAAAUUCUCAGUUUUUGACAAGAAAAAUAAAGGAUUUUUGUGGCCA
Messenger RNA from Macadamia integrifolia, 881 nucleotides. Its product is annotated as non-specific lipid transfer protein GPI-anchored 5-like. Gene Ontology annotation, biological process: lipid transport. Gene Ontology annotation, molecular function: lipid binding. Bases 96 to 680 code for a protein of 194 amino acids. NCBI's taxonomy places the organism in Eukaryota, Viridiplantae, Streptophyta, Magnoliopsida, Proteales, Proteaceae. The transcript is spliced from 3 exons. The record is from RefSeq and is a predicted model, not a curated record.